AUGAUGGCAGGUCAUUGCAUCCCACUUUACCAAGCUGUGAUGUAAAAUCAUAAAAACUCUUCCAGUGGCACAGGAACCAAUCAGCAGCGACCUGUGACAGUGACCAAUCAGCGCCUGUUUGACACAUUCGUCCUGAUUGACCUCAGUACCUCUUCCCACCCCUUUAAAUCAGGAAUUCUUUACAAUUUUGCCGACUGCAAACUGCAGAGCUGAACCAAGUUACCAACAGUUAACCACAGCUACACAGGAACUCAGAGAGAGGUGGAGAUCCUCAUGUUCCUCAGCGCCAUCGUCAUGAUGAAGAACAGACGAGCGAUCACGGUGGAGCAGCAUGUUGGCAACAUCAUCCUGUUCAGCAAAGUGGCCAAUGUGAUCCUGUUCUUCAGACUGGACAUCCGGAUGGGUCUGCUCUACCUGACUCUCUGCAUAGUGUUCCUGAUGACCUGUAAGCCUCCUCUUUACAUGGGACCAGAAUACAUCAAAUACUUCAGUGACAAAACCAUUGAUGACGAGCUGGACAGGGACAGUCGGGUGACGUGGAUCGUUGAGUUUUUCGCCAACUGGUCUCCGGAGUGCCAGUCCUUCGCUUCUGUUUACGCUGAUCUCUCCCUGAAAUAUAACUGUGCUGGUCUCAAGUUUGGCAAAGUGGACAUUGGACGUUAUGGAGAGGUUUCCAAGAAAUACAAGGUGUCUGCGUCUCCGCUGUCCAAACAGCUUCCCUCCUUGGUGUUGUUUCAGGGAGGGAAGGAGGUGAUGCGGCGCCCCCAGGUGGACAAGAAGGGAAGAGCUGUGUCCUGGACCUUCACCGAGGAGAACAUCAUCCGAGAGUUCAACCUGAACGAGCUCUACCAGAAGUCCAAGAAGCUCAACAGGACCAAAGGAGACAAGGUCAGCCAGUCCCAGUUCCCACCGGUCCCCGAGGAGGAGGAGCCCGAGCAGCAAGGAGCCGACGGCCAGUCGGAGCGGCCUGAAUCCAAAAAGGACAAGUAAGACAGUUUGCGUCGCUCAGCUUGGACUUCUGGACGGAACUCUGUCUCUUCUUCCUCCCCUCAGUGUUGAGUUUGUUCACUCUUGGCCCGUCGCGUGUUGUGAAUACCUGGACUUUGUUUUUUCUGCCCUGAGAAUUCAAACUCCCACAGCACCUCCUGCCUGCCUCCAGCAUCAACGGCAUUCACCGUCGGCACUGGCGCGGCUGCAGCGACCUCCGUCCUUUUCCCUUUUCUUAAAGAACAAAGACAACACGUGAACACUUCAGUGGAGAAGCAGACAGUGAACCGGCUUCUAAUGUUAAAACCCGGUCCAGAAUCUGAGCGUUAGGCCCGGAGAUGUGCUGUGUGGCCACGUCUAUGUAGCACACAUCUGAUGGUUCAAGCUGUGAAGUCUGACUGGCUGCUGCUGUAAGAGAGUCGGUGUCAGAGUUCUUACUAAUUAACAGUGAAUGUCAUGCUGUUUUUUUAUUUAGAUAUUUUAUGCAACUAAUUUAAUUCAGAGUAGAUUUUCUAAUCAUUCUAUGAUUAACUGUAUGUUCAUGUAAACUGAGAUGUAACACGGAGGCAGAGUUCAGUACGUUCAGGUUCCUGCUGGUUUUGUUUGGUGCAGUAUGGGAGCUGCAUGGUCGGGUGGAGUUACACUCGUUAACUAACAGUUGGACAGCCUCCCUAUUGGUCCCCGUGGACAUUAGUUUGUACUGUUGUGGACAGACCGAGCUCAGCUCUCCCGUCAUUCCAGCCUUUGUGACUCCACAUUCCCUCGGUCUGGAUUUCCAGGAUCCUCGUCUCCUUUGCUCGCUGCUGCUUCUGUUCACUUGUUGCCUACAUUCAUGCCGUGCUUCCCCCCCGACUCCGUAUGUCAGCAACAGGGUAACUAGUAUUUUCCGGCCAGGCUCCCAACAGUCUCAGGACCGCAGCAAAUAGAGAGCAAAUAGAGUAGUUUGAUUUAUUCAUAAACUCCCUUUCCGUUAUUAGUUAAAGGCGGUUUCCCCCGGUCCUUCUGGAGUUUGAGGUAUUUGAUUUAUUAGCACUGUUUUUUAAUAAGAUUUCUGAUCAGAAUAUUAACCCCCCCCCCCCCUUGUUGUAAUAACUGUGAAGCUGUUUAGAUUUGCUUUUAAAGACACUGAGCUCAUUCCUUAAUUACUAAAACUUUUUUUGUUAUGUAUUGUACUGUAUUUUGAAAAGGAUUUGUCCUUCUGUCACGUUGCAUUUCAUUUAAGUCUGGCCUGUUUUGUUGACCGUGUAAUAAAACGAUGUGCAUUUCAUUCCUCA
This is a messenger RNA of Micropterus salmoides (largemouth bass), 2261 nucleotides long. It is a transcript of the gene tmx2b, whose product is annotated as thioredoxin-related transmembrane protein 2b. Gene Ontology annotation, cellular component: membrane-bounded organelle. The transcript is spliced from 8 exons. The coding region runs from base 274 to 990 and encodes 238 amino acids. Gene Ontology annotation, biological process: brain development. The record is from RefSeq and is a predicted model, not a curated record. Lineage: Eukaryota; Metazoa; Chordata; Actinopteri; Centrarchiformes; Centrarchidae. Gene Ontology annotation, molecular function: disulfide oxidoreductase activity.